Molecule: messenger RNA, 702 nt
Organism: Helianthus annuus (common sunflower)
Lineage: Eukaryota; Viridiplantae; Streptophyta; Magnoliopsida; Asterales; Asteraceae
Product: zinc finger MYM-type protein 1-like
Exons: 1
Coding region: 1-702 (233 amino acids)
Source: RefSeq, a predicted model, not a curated record
AUGGGUGAAAUGAAUGAAGAGCUUGCUAACGUUAUCUUAGAGAAUGCACUCGCGAAUAACCAAAUGACAAGUCCUAAAAUUCAAGCGGACAUCAAACAUUGUUAUGCUCAAGAGGUAAUUAAACAAAUUUUAGAAGAACUUGGUGAUGAUAUUUUUUCUUUAUUAGUAGAUGAAUCAUGUGAUGUAUCAAAAAAAGAACAAAUGGCGGUUGUUAUUCGUUUUGUUGAUAAAGUUGGGAUUGUUAAGGAGUGUUUUAUCAGGCUUGUUCAUGUCAAAGAGACAAGCACAAUAACACUCAAAACGGAUAUUGAUGAUAUAUUGGCACGUUAUGGGUUAAGCUUGAAAAGGAUUAGAGGCCAAGGCUAUGACAGGGCAAGUAACAUGUCGGGCGAGUUUAAUGGCCUAAGGGCUCUAAUCUUAAAGGAAAAUGUUUCGGCCUUUUAUGUUCAUUGCUUUGCACACCAACUCCAACUAGUUGUUGUGGCGGUGGCGCACAAACACACACCAAUUUGGAGAGUUUUUGAAACGAUAACAUGUUUAACAAAUUUCGUUUGUGCAUCUUCUAAACGACAAGAUAUGCUUCAUGAAAGCCAAAGAAGACAAUUGGAAAAAAUGGAAGACGUACUUUGUACCGGAAGUGGGUUGAACCAAGAAAUGACACUUCCAAAGCCCGGGGAUACAUGUUGGAAAAAAUCAUUUUAG